GGUCUACCUCUCAUAGGUAUAUGCACAACGUUCUCCUCUAAUUAUCUUAACCUCUUGAUGCGAAUGCAUAAUUGAAAGAUAUUGCCACGGUAUUUAGUUUAUUACAACAGUAUUUCAUUUUGCUACGGUCUACCUCUCAUAGCUAUAUGCACAAUGUUCUCCUCUAAUUAUCUUAACCUCUUGAUGCGAAUGCAUAAUUGAAAGAUUUUGCCACAGUAUUUAGUUUAUUACAACAGUAUUUCAUUUGAUCCCAGCCUCUCCUCCACGACUGAGAGCACUUCCUGAUACUUUCCUGCUGUCUUCAGAUUUGGCAUUGGAGAUGAAUUUCUGCAGAUAUAGCAUUCUGUGGACUGUUGGUCCUAACUGGCACUGAUUUUGUGUUGCAGUUGGCAAUGUUUCUCCUGGUUUUCCUUGUUCUUGGUGGAGCUUGGUUGGGUUUCUGGGUUGUUCACAAACUUGUCCUGACAGAAGAUGGAUCCAUUGACAUAGGCGUAGCUAAUUUUGUUGCCUGGUCCAUUCGUAUUUUUGCUUCUGUUAUGAUUCUUCAGAGUUCUGUUGAUCCUUUGCUGGCAGCGGAAGCAUUGAUAUGUGGAAUACUGCUUUCAUCAAUAUUGAGGAAAAUUACCCGGCCAAGAUUCGUGCGUCACUUGUACAAGUCAGUAAAAUUAUGCAGACCAGACAAGAGCAACCAUAGGUAUCAGACUUAUUCAUCUCCCGUUGCAGAUUUUUAUGGGUCCAGGCCCAACAACAAAGCUCCAUACAGUACUCCAAUCAGAGGUUCAAGCAGGACGUCACCAAGGCAGUUGUCAGAUUCAGGCACAUUCUAUUCUACCUACCAUGACACACCUGAAAGAAGAGAAUUCUCGAAGGAUGAAUGGGAAAAAUUCAGUAGGGAGUCUACAAAAAAGGCAUUGGAAGGGCUGGUUUCUUCUCCAGAUUUCAGUAAAUGGGCUGUUGCUCAUGCUGACAGAAUCACUUUGGCUCCUAAGAAAGAGACUGCUGAUCAUCCGCGGAGGUGGACGUGGCUUCCUUGGUUAUGAACAUUUUAAUGGUCUUCACUAAUUCAAGUUGGUUUGCACUGGACAUGACUAUGAGAUGUUUUAGUUUAGGAACGGAUUGCCUGCGUUGUUGUAAUAUAGUGUAGCAUCGAUUUGGGCACAGAUUAUACUCUGGAACUAUAUGUUUUGAGUUGAUGAGCCCCCUACAAUCUAACUUUUACUGUGAUCUAUCACUCUUGUAUGAGGACAGAACAUAUGCUUACCCAGAGUCAUUAAUAUUAUAAUAUUUGCACAAAU
Molecule: messenger RNA, 1295 nt
Organism: Ilex paraguariensis (yerba mate)
Lineage: Eukaryota; Viridiplantae; Streptophyta; Magnoliopsida; Aquifoliales; Aquifoliaceae
Source: the annotation of a GenBank genome assembly